CAGUGACGUAUCGUGUUCGUGUCAUACAAUACACGGCAUAAAAAUUAAAUAAUAAAAAGAAAAAAAAUGUUGUACCAAAUAAAAUAUAUUUUGCCAUUAAUUUUAAGCUUUUGUACAUUAAAUUCAGCUUUAUAUUUUCAUAUUGGUGAAACGGAGCGAAAAUGUUUCAUAGAAGAAAUACCAGAUGAAACUACAGUUAUCGCAAACUAUAAGGUAGAGUUGUACGAUCCUAGGAGUGGUGGAUUUAUGCCGUCAUCGCCGGGUAUUGGGAUGCAUGUAGAAGUAAGAGAUCCCGAUGAUAAGACAAUAUUAUCGAGAGUGUAUAGUUCUGAAGGACGUUUUGUAUUUACAUCACAUUUACCUGGUGAACAUGUUAUUUGUAUGUUCUCCAAUAGUACAGCAUGGUUUAGCGGUAGCCAAUUGAGGGUACAUUUAGAUAUACAAGUUGGUGAACACGCCAUCGAUUAUGCGAAUGUUGCACAAAAAGAGAAAUUAACUGAGCUACAAUUACGUAUUCGACAAUUAUUGGAUCAAGUUGAGCAAAUUGUUAAAGAACAGAAUUAUCAAAGGUAUCGUGAAGAAAGAUUUCGACAGACCAGUGAAAGUACAAAUUCUCGUGUAUUAUGGUGGUCAUUAAUACAAACAGCAAUCUUAUUGGUAAUGGGAGCGUGGCAAAUGCGACAUUUGAAGAGUUUCUUCGAAGCUAAGAAAUUAGUAUAAAUAAAAAAUGUGGAUUGUAUGGUGUACGGCGUCUACCUCAUGGACAUCAUAUACCGUUGUUAAAUAGAAAAUCCUUCGGGUCUCAUCCACACCCCUCAACAUCUCCCACCAUCAAUCAAACAAAAAACCAUCAUCUCCACAAUUUA
Chrysoperla carnea is the source of this 866-nucleotide messenger RNA. RefSeq names its product transmembrane emp24 domain-containing protein eca (gene eca). Bases 67 to 720 code for a protein of 217 amino acids. Gene Ontology annotation, cellular component: COPII-coated ER to Golgi transport vesicle; endoplasmic reticulum; Golgi apparatus. Gene Ontology annotation, biological process: intracellular protein transport; endoplasmic reticulum to Golgi vesicle-mediated transport; Golgi organization. The transcript has 3 exons. The record is from RefSeq and is a predicted model, not a curated record. NCBI's taxonomy places the organism in Eukaryota, Metazoa, Arthropoda, Insecta, Neuroptera, Chrysopidae.